Molecule: messenger RNA, 6098 nt
Organism: Seriola aureovittata
Lineage: Eukaryota; Metazoa; Chordata; Actinopteri; Carangiformes; Carangidae
Product: dipeptidyl aminopeptidase-like protein 6
Exons: 26
Coding region: 591-3140 (849 amino acids)
Biological process (GO): proteolysis
Molecular function (GO): serine-type peptidase activity; dipeptidyl-peptidase activity
Source: RefSeq, a predicted model, not a curated record
GAUAAAAAAAAACUAAAUAGAGGUACUUGGGCUCACUCUAUCUGCUAAGUCAUGAUAAGUUUCGACCGCAAAUCUUCUGAUAUCUGAUCUGUUAAUGUUGCGCUGGGUCGUUCGCGGCUGUUUGGUACAUCAGCGGGUCUGUGUAAGGCACAGACCUACCAGUCCCUCAGCGGUUAUCAGCGGUCACUUUCUUCUCUGCCACGAGGGAGGGAAAAGAGGGAGACAGGAUAUCGCUGAGGCUCGUCCCUCCGUUUUUCGGGUCCGGAUCAUGAGUGCUUCGUUCAGUCUCCUGUAACCCGCACUCGUUUGCUUUUGUAUCAAUUUCGCAUCAACUUGGGGGAAAGUGUGGAAACUGCGUCGCUGCAGCAUCGGUGAGACCCGACCAGAAAGUACGUGAUGUGAAUCCUGAACACAGCUUGGACUGAUUUCUUUUUUUCAAACUGAACCAGAGCAUCUUCUAAUCGAAUUACCUCAGCCAUUAUUCAUUGACCUUCUCUAACUUGGACUUUUUUUGUUGUUGUUGCCUUUAUUGAUUGAGAACACAGACUCUCCAAGUUAUUCUUUCCCUCUUUUUUUGACAAAUAGUCGAAAUGGCGUCACUGUAUCAGAGAUUCACCGGCAAGAUCAACACAAACAAAUCCUUCCCUAACCCUCCAGAGGCGAGCCAUCUCCUCGGGCAAGGUGUGGAGGGGGAGAGGGCGGCGGAGAACCAGCGAGCUCGGCCUCAGCAUCAGUACCGUCGGCACUGCGAGGACGAGGAUGAGCUGGUGGGCAGUAACCCUCCGCAGAGGAACUGGAAGGGAAUAGCGAUCGCCCUUCUUGUCAUUCUGGUCAUUUGCUCGCUGAUCGUCACCUCCGUCAUCCUGUUGACACCAGGCGAAGAUGACCGCCUGGCUCUCAAGGGGAAGGUGACCGUUGGAGACCUCUUCAGAAAAGACUUCAAGGUUCAUGACCCCAACGCCAAAUGGAUAAGCAGUAAUGAGCUGUUGUACCGUAACCGUGAUGGCGAUGUUGUCAAGUUCAACGUUGAUACCGAUGAAAAGACCAUCUUGGUUCAUAACAAGAAGUUUGAAAUGUACAAAGCCAGCAAGUAUGAGGUGUCUCCUGACAUGAAGCAUGUGCUGCUGGCCUACAACGUUGCACCGGUGUACCAGCAUUCCUACACAGCCUUCUACAUCAUCUGCAGUUUGGAGACUCCGGAGACGUGGAACUUGAACCCUCCAGAGGUGCGAAAUGCUCAGCUGCAGUACGCCGGCUGGGGACCCCAGGGUCAGCAGCUGAUCUUCAUUUUUGAGAACAACAUCUACUAUCGCUCGACGGUGGAGAGCCGCUCCAUUCGGCUGGUGUCCACAGGCAAGGAGGGCGUCAUCUUCAAUGGGCUCAGCGAUUGGCUCUAUGAAGAGGAGAUUUUCCAGUCCCAUGUUGCCCAUUGGUGGUCUCCAGAUGGUGCAAGGUUGGCCUACGCCACAAUCAAUGACACCCUGGUGCCCCGGAUGGAACUGCCCAUGUUCACAGGCACACCUUACCCAAUGGGGAAAGAGUACCACUAUCCUAAGGCUGGUGAGGAGAACCCAGUUAUCACUCUGUAUGUUGUGAACCUGAACGGCCCUCUUCACACCAUCGAGAUGAGAAGACCUGAUGAUCCCAGGAUAGGUGAAUACUAUGUGACCAUGGUCAAAUGGGCCACCACCACUAAACUGGCCAUCAACUGGCUGAACAGAGCCCAGAACAUCUCUAUACUCACACUGUGUGAGGCCACAACAGGAGUCUGCACUAAGAAACAUGAGGAUGAAAGUGAAGGAUGGCUGCACAGACAGAAUGAGAGGCCUCUGUUUUCCAAAGACGGACUUAAGCUGUUCUUCACUCGAGCCAUUCCUCAAGGAGGCAGGGGCAAGUUCUUCCACAUCUCCAUGUCCAUCUCCCAGCCCAACACCAGUACAGACACCCUGCAGUCCAUCACCUCUGGAGACUGGGAUGUGACCCAAGUCCUGGCCUACAAUGAGGACAGUCAGCUGAUAUACUUCUUGAGCACUGAGGAUGGUCCAAAACGAAGGCAUCUGUACAGUGCUGACACGUUUGGUUCAUUCAACCGUCGCUGCCUGUCCUGCGCCUUGUCCGACAGCUGUGGCUACAUCAGCGGCUCCUUCAGCCACAACAUGAGCUAUUUUCUGCUCAAAUGUCAAGGCCCUGACAUCCCGUUUGUAGCCGUGUACAAGACACAGAGAGACGCCGAAAGCGAGACGCAAGACAGAGAAAGUAUUGCUGAAGUAUAUAAACUGGAGAACAAUGAGAACCUGAGGCUGACCCUGGACUCCAUGCAGAUGCCCACAGUGGAUUACAAGGAGAUCAACAUGGAUGAUUAUACUUUGUCGAUGCAGAUCCUCAAACCCGCAGGCUUCGUGGACACUUCACACUACCCGCUCAUCCUGCUUGUCGAUGGGACACCUGGUGGUCAGAUGGUGUCAGAACGGUUUCACAUGGACUGGGCCACAGUCCUGGUGAGCAGCUUCGGUGCCGUCGUGGUGCGCUGUGAUGGACGGGGCAGCGGCUUCCAGGGCACCAACCUGCUUCACCGGAUCCAGAAGAAAGUGGGUGUGUUCGAGGAGCAGGAUCAGAAGGAUGCGCUCAAUUUUAUUUUGAAAGAGCCCUACAUUGACAAAACCAGGGUUGGAGCUUUUGGACAGGUGUAUGGCGGCUAUGUGACCAGCUUGUUGGUCAGCGGUGAGGAGUCUCCUGUAAAAUGUGGAGCUGUCCUGUCACCCAUCACCGACUUUGAAUUAUACGCCUCUGCAUUUUCAGAGAGAUAUCUUGGACUGCCUAAACCUGAUCCAAGGGCAUACACAAUGGCAAAUUUAGCGCACAGAGCAUCUCAGUUUAUGGACAAGAAGUUUCUUAUUAUCCAUCCAACAGCUGAUGAAAAAGUUCAUUUCCAACAUACAGCAAAAUUCAUCGCGCAGCUCAUCAAUGAAAAGGCCAACUACACCUUACAGAUCUACCCAGAUGAAGGCCACUUCAUUCACAGCGAAGCCACACGGCAGCACCUCAGUCAGUCCCUGGUGAAUUUCUUUGAGGAAUGCUUCAGGCUACCAGAGAGAGUGUUUGAGGAGGCUCUGGAAGAAGAGAGCGAAGACGAGGGUUAGCUUGGCCUUUUAGGGCUCCUCCUGUGCCCCCCAAAUCCUCCCCCACCCAUGUAGUCAUCUACCACAACACUGGUGUCCAAUAGUCCACAAUAUGCAACUCUCAUCUGCUCUUUCCAUUUGUUUUGGUUUGCGUUUGGACCACCCACCCCACCCGUGUCAGCAUGCUGAACCUGAAACUGCCCUUCCAGCAGACGACGGAUCAACUCCUAACAUCCAUCCUCCCAUCCUCAUCUCCUGCCCUAAGUUCAAAUCCAAAAGGGAGAGAGCCAGAGAGCCAACAAAGACUGAUGACCUGACAUGAUGUUUUGGAAUAUACUGAUUGAUCUAACAGGAAGCAGUCUCCUUCACAGCAGGAUGGACCAGCUCCUCAGAAGCAGUGGAGAGAAAGCAUCAGCUCUCACACAGACUUUUCAAUCUGCAAGGAGAAGGAACACCUUAUAGCACAUAACUCGUGGGCUUGUAUAUCGAUGAAAAAUCAGACGCCUGAUGAAAAACACUGGUUGGCAGUGUUUCUAAGGGGUGUCUGGAAUUGUGUGGAUACAGGAAAUGUUACUAUUUUUAAAGUUGUGAAGAACUUUCCAUGUUGGACUGUGGUUGUGUCUCUUGUUCUUACAGUAUGUAAAAUAGCACACAAAUGUUCACUCAGCUAUUACUGAUAUAUUUUCUUUUGGUAUCAUGUUUGCCCUCAUGUUGGUUUCAAAACGUAGCCUCAUCUUAUGUAUUUUAGUGAUGCUGACAGAAUUCUCCAACUGGUAAAAUGUUUGGAGGUUUAAAAAAAAAAAAAAAAAAAAAAAACGCCAUGGGUUUUUAUUAAUGUUCAUUUUAGACAGUUUUAUUGUGAUGCUCUGGUUUUUACCAAUGUUGAAGCAUUAACUUGAUUUGGUCACUGUGCCUUACUUUCACUAUAAACAUCCUGCUGUGGGACUGCAGUUAUAAACUACAACAAGUCUAAUUUUAUAGGAAUAGUUUGAUAUUUUUGGGAAAUAUUCUUAUUCGAAAUUGAUACCACUCAGAUCUGUCCAAUAAAUAUUAGGUUACAGCCACCAGCCAAUUAGCUUAGUAUAACGGCUGAGACACAGCUAGCUAAGCUCUGUCCAAAGGUAGCGAACUAUUCGAACUUGCUCCUCUGAUGCUAACUAUUAGAAUGUUAUAACCUGUUUAAUCCGUACAAAAACCAAAGUGUAAAAAACUUCAACUUCUGGUUUAACAGGGGUCAUUACCUUGACUAUCUUUUAGCCUGUAGCAUUAACUUCCUGUACUUGCCAGAGGUGCGUCUAGACAGAUUUUCUUACUUGCCGACAAAACUAAGCUAACUGUUUUUCACCUUCCUCCGUUGUGCCCUUUCACAGGGAAAAGGCGAAGAAUUAAGUGACGGGCAGCUUUCAUGUUCACUCACCUAUCGUGAAUGACUUUAUACACAAUACAACCAAAAGUCUCUCAGUGGACAUGUAAAUAGCGCCACAACAGUUAGGCAGUAGCAGUAGCUAACGCUAGCUCAGCUUGCACUUCGACGAAGUACAAAAUUUAUCAAACAAUGGAAAACAGUAGACAACAGUUACCAGGAAAAGGUUUUGUCAAAUUUACAAUGAUAUGUGUACAGUAUGUUUGUUUUUACCUUAAACAGGGAAAUAAUGAGGACUGAAGCGACACGCAGUUAUCGUGUUCAUUCAUCUAUUUUGAACGACGGUUCCCCUCUACCGGGAUCCUGAGGCAUUACUAGUCCAUCACCGCACAAUCGAUCACAAUCAACGCAGACACCACUCUGCAUUGCAGAUCUACAAUAUUCAAAUUCUAAUCACAUAGUACUAAAAUCAUUUAACAGGCACAGGCAAAGGAAAAAUUAAACUGUAAAAAUGCAACACAAUGAAUACUAAUGCAUGACUGAAAGAAAUCUCAUCUGUAUUAUUAAUUCACUUAUCUAUAAAGUUGUAUCUACGACACUUCCAGUCUUUACGCUAAGCUAAGCUAAUGGGCAGUAAUUUAAUAUUUGACAGAUGGUAUCAAUAUUUUCAUCAAAUGACAAGACAAGAAAGUGAAUAAGCAUAUUUCCCAGUCAGUUAAAAGAGCUAGCACCAACAGCUAGCACUUCAUUCAGAAACUGUAAAGGGAUUUUGAAGUUUCACAGAAAAUUACCAUUCACUGGAAAUAGGCCCAAUGACACCUAGCUAAAAUGUACAGACUCUGCAUGCGUCAUUGCUUUAAGAUGUUUAAGAAUGGUAGGGGAAGAAAAUGUAUAACCAGUGCAGAAGCUGAAGUGUUUGUUUUUGGAAGUGCUGUCUUACUCUUGGCUUAAAUCAGUGAAUACAUUGUACAAGGUUAAAGGCAGGAAGUCAUUAGGAGUAGUGUUAUACACUGAGAAAUUAUGCAUUUGUAUAUAAGGGAAAACAUGGUGUUAGCUUCAGAGUCAGUCAUGCAAAUACGUAAUCCAAAAUGAUAAAUUCCUGAGGCACAAAUUUAGUUUUCCAUUUUUCAAUUUUUUAUUUGGAUGGCCAUUUGUGUUAUGUUUCAGUGCAUGUUAAGAGGUUAUUUGCAGCACUAUCCCUGAUCAGUUCCACAUGGUAAUUUUGACAUCUUGAAUGUUCCUUACUGGAUUGCAUAAAUUACAUUUCCAGUAGUAUUGUGAUUGAGAACCCAGUCUCGUCAGCUUGAUGUGUAAAUGUUAUUCAAAUAUCAUUUUAUUCUAAAAAAGAAAAAAGAAACAAUAUUACCUGAGUGUUAUUUGUGCAUAAAGCAUUUUGGAAGUUACAUUUGACUAUUCAUUUCUGUUCUCCUGUUGCUGUCCUUGAAUCGAGUUGAAAGUGGACUUUAUAAAUGCCAAUGGCAACAUCAAACUUUCUUGCCAGUGGUUGAGGACUUUUUCGAGACGCUCAACUUUGUUAUCCAAAGCAUAGAAGGAGAUUAAUGGCAGAUUGUGGCAUGAAGGUAAAUGUUAGAAUAAAAAAUAGAUAUUUUAUCAGC